AUGAAGGUCUUCCUGCUGGUGCUGCUGGCUGUCCUCCUGGGUGUGGAGCAAACCCACUCCCUCAUGUGCUUCUCCUGCAACAAACAGAAGAGCAAUUUCUACUGCCUGUGGCCAACCAUCUGCUUAGACAUUGACAAUUACUGUGUGACCUUGUCUACCUCUACUGGCAUUGGAAAAAUCAUUGACUACGGCUACAGCCUGAACAAGGGAUGCUCCCCUACCUGCCCAGUCUCAGACUUUGGCAUGAGUGUGAGAGCUGUGGAUAGUACAUGCUGCUCAACCUCCCUGUGUAACUUCAGUGCUGCUGGAGGUGGGCCUCAGGCUAGUGCCCCACUGCUGAGCCUUGAGCUUCUGCUCAGCCUGCUGUCGGCUUUGCUGUGGCUGGCCUCCCAAACUCCUUUACCUGACGCCCCAUGCUCCCUUAGCUCCAGAAGAGAAACCCAGCUCCUUCCAGACACCAGGAGGCUAUUGGAGCAUCCACCUCCUCCUCAUGCCUGA
This is a messenger RNA of Cavia porcellus (domestic guinea pig), 498 nucleotides long. Its product is annotated as lymphocyte antigen 6E. Lineage: Eukaryota; Metazoa; Chordata; Mammalia; Rodentia; Caviidae. The record is from RefSeq and is a predicted model, not a curated record. Gene Ontology annotation, cellular component: plasma membrane. The coding region runs from base 1 to 498 and encodes 165 amino acids. The transcript is spliced from 3 exons. Gene Ontology annotation, molecular function: acetylcholine receptor inhibitor activity.